Dufourea novaeangliae is the source of this 4396-nucleotide messenger RNA. RefSeq lists its product as uncharacterized. The coding region runs from base 1 to 4356 and encodes 1451 amino acids. Gene Ontology annotation, molecular function: protein binding; DNA binding. Gene Ontology annotation, biological process: transcription by RNA polymerase III. The record is from RefSeq and is a predicted model, not a curated record. The transcript has 20 exons. Gene Ontology annotation, cellular component: transcription factor TFIIIC complex. Lineage: Eukaryota; Metazoa; Arthropoda; Insecta; Hymenoptera; Halictidae.
AUGAGCAAAAAGAUAGAGGAGUCUGACACUCCUGCUGCUGAUAUGGAUCAAUCUAUUAAUAAAACAAAUCGCUGUACAUUAUCUAGUAACACAACAAUGAUCAUUAUUCCUCCAAAUAUAUUACAAGAUAUGGGGAUCAGUGAUUCUAUGGUAAACGGUGAAAGUAUUGUAUCUGCUUUGGGGCUUAUUAGGAAAGAUAAUAUCCGAAAUAGUGUUCUGGCAAAAGAGUCUAAGGAUCGUAAGGUUUUUAAAUGUUUUGAGAAUGCUACAAAUUCAAAGAGUGUUACGAAACCCACAAUGAAAAUUGUUAGUGAAACUGAAUCAACAGAUGAUACAGAUAAUGAAAUCCAGACAAGUCCAACAAAAGUGCCUAAAAUUAACAAAGACAAUGAGAAGUUAAUACCUAAAGUAAGCUAUACAAGACCAGUGAAAAGUAGUUUUCAUGUUACAGGAAAGAAGAAAAGUAAAGCAACUAAUUUAGAAAGUAGUCAAACUACCUCAAAAUAUACACCAAAGCCUCCAGAAAUAGAUAAAAAUAUUGAACAAUGUAGUAGUGGGAAGAGUUUAGGCGGAAAUUCAAAAAAUCAGAAGGAAACAGGUAGUAAAUAUGAAACUAAUGAAAAUAUACAUGGCAGAUCUAAACGCGUUCGCAAGCAAACUAAAUUCGAUGAUUACAUUAUAUCAUACAAAGAAACUGCAUCUUCAGAUCAAACGAAAAGGAAUACUCGCAGUAAAGAAAAAAAACGAUUACUAAAUGUUAAUACUUUAUCAGAUGCAGCUGAAAGAAAUGAUACAAUUAAUCGAAAAAGAUUUUUAAACGAGGAGCUGCAAAUCAAGGAAUAUGAAAAUGUAAUUCAUUCUGUUACUCCAGCCAUAACCACAGAAGUACUGCCUUUGAACUUCAAUAGUAUUACUGGAGAUCGUUUAAAUAUUAAAAACAAUAAAAAUAAUUCUAAAGACGAAUUAAAUGAUACAUUUAUGAAUGCUGAAACUGUAGGAGACAUGGAACUGAAUGAUAAGAAUGAUAAUGAAAUACCUAAAGGAUCAACAAAUAACUCCUUGCCUGAAGAUACAAAACAAACUGAUAUAAAAGCAAAUUUAAAAGUACGCGAAACCGAAGAUUUAAAUGAUAGUUCGGGUUUAUGUAAUAUUGACAGUGUGAAAUAUAUUAACACAAAUACUACUCAGAAUGAGAAUGAUGUAGUAUUCAGUACAGUAGUUUCAGAGAAUCAAAAUUUUAGUCAUCAGUCUACUCCAGCUACACCACCAGUAAGAAAAAGAGGAAGACCUAGGAAAAUUCCUUUGAUACAAAAAACUCCAGGCACUUUGAACGAAUCAGAUGGAAGUUUGACAAAAAUGGAUAACUUUUCUAUUGCAGAAACAGUUAUUCAUAGUAAGAGACAUGGUGAAAGUUCAUAUAAUAUUUCUAGUAAUGAUGGAUUCAGUAAUGGUAGUGAUAGUGAAGAUAACACUUUAAAUUCGUUCAUUGUUAGAAAAAGGGGUAGACCAGCAGGUUCAGGCAGAGGUAGGGGUAGAGGUAGAGGAAGAAGUAGUGGUAAAGGUAAAGCAUCCCAUUCUAUGUUAGAUAUUGAAUAUGUACCGAAACUAAAGGGACCAACAUCUCCAGAAAAGAUAAAAGCCGAACUUUCUUCUGGAGUAACAGUUGAUUCUAGUACAUCAGAAGUAAUAUGUGGUAAAUGUGAAGAAAAAAUGCCAAAAAGACAAUGGAAUUCACACAGUUUGCUCAAACAUAACUAUAUGUGUUGGAUACAGGGUGAUGAACCUUUGGAUUUCGAGAAUAAUAUUAAAUUAUGCAGAAGUGUACUAAUGGCUGCCGUGAAGAAAAAGAAGGGCAAAUUGACUUGUGAAAAAUGUGGAGCUAUUAAACGGAGUGCAAAUGGUUUUAUAUCUCAUAUACAAUUUUGCGGAAAGUCUGAGGAAGAGAAACAAGCUUUGAUGAUGACAUGCCCAAUUUGUUGUACUGUCAUAAUGCCGUCUUCUAUGGAAAUACAUGCGCGGACACAUAAGCAGGCAGAACAAAGUAGAAUGAAAGAAUUGCAGUUGUUUUCAGUAGAUAAUGAAAAAGUGAAACGUAAAGCUGCAGAGAAAGCUGUGACGAAAAUUUUAGAAUUCACUGAACUUGUCAAAGAUAAUUCAUCUAUCGAGAAGAAACUGAAACUUGAACCUUCGUUAUUGAAAAGUGUGAUAAAAAAGCCAGAACAGAAAAAGUCUAUACCAGGGGUGUGGAAAGGUAUAUGGAAAAGAGAGUUGAACUCGCAGGGAUCAAUAUCUUGCCAUCAAGUGGGCUGUAAAUUCACAACUUCUUUAUUUGAUGAUAUGUGCAAACAUUUUUUUACCUGUAGUUUCGUUCCUAAAGAGUGUUAUGUAUGUAGGAUAUGUAAAUUUUCAAUUACCACCUACCAAGAAAUGGUAACACAUGUAACGGAGAAACACGGGGAAGUAGAAGAAGCCGAUAAAUUCUCAGACUUCGAGGACGAACAUGAAAGUAUAGAUGAAAGAUUAUCUUAUAAAUUCAUAGACAAAGAGAAAACGUACAAAAUUCACUGGACAGAGCCGUACUUUCCGGCUAUACAUUGGACUAUGGAAUUUGAGCAAAGAAAUUAUGAGCUUCAUUUGUAUCAAGAUCAAACUCCCAAUGAAUUUACGUUAUUAAAAAAUUCCGAUGCUAUUAGGUAUUUACCACAAUCAGAAGUUUCCAUGAGAACAAAGACAGAAAGUAAACAAUCUGACAAAUUGUCUGAUACAGAAACUACAUGGAAACAAUGGAAAAGGUUUGAAGGUGGUUUUGAUCAAGAGAUUCCAACAUUUUUUGUCGGUGGUCCAGUAUGGGCAUUAGCAUGGUUGCCGAUACCAUCACCAAUGUUCUCUAAAGAACCUACUCAAUAUGUUGCUAUCAGUACUCAUCCAACUAUGGAAAGUGAAUAUACUGUAGGAAAAGCACAUGUUGGACCUAAUAUAAUACAAAUUUGGAACGUAGGAACUUUAGAUCACACGGCUGAUAAUAAAAGAGUACCCGCCUUAUCGUAUGCUCUUGCACAUAACACUGGUACCAUAUGGUGUUUAGAAUGGUGUCCGUCUGGAUGCUAUGAAGAUGAAAGUCUGAACAAACAUAAACAAGAAAAGGAACUGCAACCUAAACUUAAGCGAAUGGGUAUGCUUGCAGCAGCUUGUUCAGAUGGCAAUGUGUACAUUUAUUCACUGCCCUUUCCGGAGCAACUCAAAUUUGAAGAAACCGAGGAAAAUACAUGGCCCAUAUAUCGCACUGAUCCAAUUAUGAUACUGGUUGUAAAUAUACCAAUGUACGAUAGUAAUGAUCAGAACUGGCAAUGCACUAAAUUAUCUUGGAGCAAAGAACAUGGACAUAAUACAAUUGCUGCUGGAUUUUCAAAUGGAUAUAUUGCAUUGUGGGAUCUUACAAAUAGAUCACCAUUAUCAAUGCAAAAGAGACAAAAUACAUAUUUCAUAAAUGCAUUCCAGCAUUUUUUUGCUCAUGGUAAUGCUGUGAGUAUGGUCGCGCUAGUCCCAUUCAAUGGAGCAAGGUUUUUAGCUUCAGGUAGUCUAGACAGAGGAUACAAAUUCUGGAAUUUAGAAGAUACAAGUACCCCUCAAAGUUCUACGCAGAAGGGUAUUAUAGCAGAUGGCGCAUGGAUGACACAUUGGCCAUGUGCUGUUAUUAGUUUUGAUGAUGCGCUUGGAUAUAAACAUACGAAUUCCUAUUUAAUUCCAUUAAGAGAUAAGGAAUCCAGAUUUUAUCCAAUUUUGCCAACAAAUUCUCCUACUUAUACUUUAUCAGUCUCUGAUUAUGGAAAUAGUAUUGCACAUGGCACAUUAGCAGGAGAGAUAUUAACAAUCUUUCCUCAUCAACUUAUACACACUAAGGAUAUUGAUAAAGCCACACAGAAGAAAAGAAAGUUAAGUUCAUAUAUUAAAAUAAUAGACUUCACAGAGGCAAACUGUGAGGUUGAGAAUGACAAAAAGAAUUCAAAAGAGUAUCAGUACAUGCCCGAAACUUACACAGAAUGCAAAGAUCGUUUCGGUAUUUUAUUUUGUGAUAAUCUACAGGAUACCGAGCGUUACGCACAACCACAGUCAUUGUACACAGAAAAGCUAACUGCAAUUUCAAUGGAAGAGUAUCCAUUUACAUCAGUAAAUAGGAUAUCUUGGAACCCAAACACUUGGAGCUACUUGUGGUUAGUAGCAGGUUAUCAAAAUGGCUUGGUAAGACUGUUAAACUUCAAAUACAUGUCCAUGCCACGAGAAUUAAAGGCAUGGUUACCACAUCACGUAGAACAGAUGCUUAAGAAAGCAAACAACAUUAGAAACGAAAUUUGUUAAUACAUAAAAUAAUGAAAUACUGAUUUAUACUUUUCUAAGA